Molecule: messenger RNA, 448 nt
Organism: Phasianus colchicus (ring-necked pheasant)
Lineage: Eukaryota; Metazoa; Chordata; Aves; Galliformes; Phasianidae
Source: RefSeq, a predicted model, not a curated record
GACGUGACCCUCACAGACCUCCCCCUGGCCGUGGCUCAGCUCCAUGACAACAUGCAGAGGAACGCAGCGGCGCUGGCCGCGUCUCCGGGCCGCGUUGUUGUCCAGGCGCUGCCGUGGGGCGACGAGCUGAGCCCCGUCCGCCCCGCGUACGACGUGGUGCUGGGUGCUGACGUGGUUUACGACCCGCGCUGCUUCCCUGCCCUGCUGGCCACCCUGCGGCGGCUCUGCGGGCCGCGCUCCGUCGCCUUCCUCAGCUGCGGGAUGCGGCGCCAGCUGGGAACUGAGGGCUUCUUCCACGAGCUGCUGCCACUGCAUUUCUGCGUCCGGCUGCUGCGGCACCACGGAGACACCAACGUCAGUCUGUACCGACUGACACUGCGCAGGGGUGGCUCUGGCUGUACUGACUGACAGAACUCAGUGAGAACACCAACACGGUACCGACUGACAC